Messenger RNA from Tribolium madens (black flour beetle), 2095 nucleotides. RefSeq names its product formin-binding protein 4-like. Gene Ontology annotation, molecular function: protein binding. NCBI's taxonomy places the organism in Eukaryota, Metazoa, Arthropoda, Insecta, Coleoptera, Tenebrionidae. The record is from RefSeq and is a predicted model, not a curated record. The transcript has 8 exons. Bases 137 to 2059 code for a protein of 640 amino acids.
AAAAAAAAAUUUGGCGCCUAAAAUUAUCGCCAAACGCAUAGGCCAUACGUCACUCAUGUCAGAGUCAGAUGAAUCUAACCUAUUAAAAACUUGUAUGCUGUAGAUAUUAAAGAAUAUUUUAAAAAUAGGAGAGAAAAUGGAUGCAAGAGUGAAUGAUUUUCUUAACGAAAUUGACGAAAUAGCCCCACUUAACGAAAACAAGGAGGAAUAUGUUUGGGAAAAGUGUUAUGAUGAAGAGAGCGGUUACCAUUAUUAUUGGAACAUUAAAACAAAUGAAGUAACUUGGGAUAUGCCUCCAGAAUACAAGUCACUGAACAAAACUAAAACUAAAAAAACUUCCAACUUGUAUAUCCCUCCAAGAACUGCUCCUUUGUUUCCUAGUACACAUAAUCUGUUACCGCCUGUAUCAGACGCGAUAAAAAUUUAUAAAAUCGGAGAAUGUGCAGGUACUAUUCCUGGAAGUAGUACAAGAAGCGAUAAAGCGGCUAAAGGGGAAAAACCUAAGCCUAAAGAAGAGAAAAAGACUGUAAAGAGAAAACCUCUUAGAAAAUCUAGUGAUUCAGAUGAUGAAAAAAUUGUUCUCAUCUCGUCUUAUAGUGGUGAUAGUGACUCAGAGGAAGAAAAAGAAGACACGAGUAAAAAUAAAUUGAUAAAUGGAUCAAAGCCGAGUCUUGGUUCAGAGGAUGACGACGAGGUUGCAAAACUAAAAUCAUCGCAAUUACAAGUUUGUGAAAGUGACAAUAAAUACAAGUCUACAGUUGUAGCGAAAAAACCCGAAAACAAAGAAAUUUCCGGAUUUUCCCUUGUGGCGGGUUAUAGUGAUUCCGAUGAGGAACAAGAUGAAUCAAGCAGGCCAAAUUUUCUAAUAGGACCACCUCCUCAAGAAAAGAAAAUUUCUCAUAGCACCCUUUUUCCUGCUACUAAACCAAUUGAUGUUAAAGAUUUCGCUGAAUCACCGAAAGGAACUGAAGGAGAUGAAGGUUUUGAUUCAAAAGCUUUUCAACGUAAACGGCGAAUUGGAGUAGCUUUGAUAAACGCCGGGAAAAAAGCAGUAAUUGAUGAUGAUAACGAACGAAAAGGGCUGGGAUUCUCCAACGACAGCAAUAGUGGUGAUAAUUCAAGCAGUCCGUAUACUGGAUUUAAAAGCGGGGGUGUUAUGUUUGUGAAAGCUGAUGUUUUAAACCCAACGAGUAUUGAAGAAAAACCGGAAGAUGUUGUGCCAAUAGAGGAAACGUAUACGACACUAAAAGAAAAGCUAGGAUUUUUGAGUGAGGGUCGAGAAGAGGUUUCCCCCGUUCAAGCGAUGCUUAUUCAACUUGAGACUCUGUACAUUGCCCUGAAGUCGGGAAAUUUAAAACAGACCUAUUUAAAACAAUGGCUGGAUGAAAAAUGCUCAGAACUCAUCAAACUUGAAAAAGAAGCAACUCCAGAAGGUUGGCUUCUUCAGUGGGAUAGGAGUCAUAAGCGCUAUUAUUAUCAAAAUGCGUCCACGGGGGAGAGUCAGUGGGAAUACCCCCAAGCCGACGUUACGGUGUGUGAUGAGGCCAUGGACAUUUGUACAACACCUCCUCCAACAGAACCAACAAUACAUAUGUCGCCCCCAUUGCCACCAAUCAUCGGUAGUCCAAGUCCUCCGCCUGCCCCCAGCAUUAGCGACUGCAAGUCCAGUAAAAAAAAGAAAUGUGAUAUUCCUCUUCCUCCUGAACCAAAAAAAGAUGUCUCUGGUGAAAGAUAUGCCAGCAAUGGAGAACCAUUUCCUCCAGGUGUCGACACGUCUGACGUCACAACAAAAACAAGAGAUACUAAAAGAAACGAUAUGACCGAUGUUUUAAACUCGUUUUAUUCAGAUAUUGCUGCAAUUGAAACCAGUACUUCACCACCGGUUUCUAGUGUUACCGAAGAACCAAAACCUGAAUCAACUGUGGAUAGUGUACAAGAACCGAUGAAGAAAAAGAAAAAAAACAAAGUGAAAUUGGCACAGGGAAUAGCUAUGAAGAAGAAAGGAGUGUCCAAAUUGGUAGAAAAAUGGAAAAAUGUACAAUUAUCAUAUAAUGAUUGAGUUUUUUUACCUAAAUAUUAAACAAGAAAAAAGAAA